AUGUCUUUGUUGCACGCUGAAACAUCAUACCCUCUUGUGAAGCGUCUUGUGGACCCCUCAGAGGCAGAGGUAGAGCAAGCCACCAAGGUCCUGGUUGAUGCUUUUAAAGGCGAUCCCUUUACGAACAUUCUCGUGGGUGGAAACAUGGACUUGGAACCCCUUCAAUUGGGUGCCAAUAUAAGAGCAGCCCUCAUUGGCGGUCAGGUCCACGUCAUAACGCUGGGACCACAACCAGAAGAUAUUGUCGGCGUGGCGUUAUGGUAUCCGCCCGGAUCAAGCUCUUUCUCUAGCGAAGAAGAGCGCGCGGCGGGCUGGAAUCAGUUUCUAGAGGCCGCACCGGAUGACUUGAGAAAGUGGUGGACAGAUUAUUUCAUUCCUUCCAUGACUCGGUUGAAUGCUGACACUCUUGGGUCGGGUUACACGCAUAACUCCUGGCACCUGCACAUAUUCGGGGUAAUGAGAGCACGUCAUCGUAAAGGUUACGGCAAAGCUCUAUACCGUCUAGUCGAAAAACAGGCAAAGGAAACCCACUCAUCUAUCGUGUUGGAAACCACAACAGUUCAGAUAUACCAGAGGCUUGGACUUGGAGUAAGAGGAGAGAUUGAUAUCGAGAGUAACUAUGGGAAAGCCCACAUAUGGCUCAUGUCUAAAGAGAAUUAG
Messenger RNA from Psilocybe cubensis, 660 nucleotides. RefSeq lists its product as uncharacterized. The transcript is spliced from 7 exons. NCBI's taxonomy places the organism in Eukaryota, Fungi, Basidiomycota, Agaricomycetes, Agaricales, Agrocybaceae. The record is from RefSeq and is a predicted model, not a curated record. Bases 1 to 660 code for a protein of 219 amino acids. Gene Ontology annotation, molecular function: acyltransferase activity, transferring groups other than amino-acyl groups.